Molecule: messenger RNA, 1738 nt
Organism: Lactuca saligna
Lineage: Eukaryota; Viridiplantae; Streptophyta; Magnoliopsida; Asterales; Asteraceae
Source: the annotation of a GenBank genome assembly
AACCAAUCUGUUUUUUAUAUAUAUAUUUACAUUCAUGAACAGAAGAUUUCCAAAGAUAAAGAAAUGAACAAAACCGAAGAAAAAUAUUAAAUUUCAAAUAUCAGCAACUCGUGUUUCUUGAAUUUCAGAUAUAGAAAAUGGUGACUUUUGCUCUUUGAAAUUUCUACUGUGUGCGUUUUUUCCGGAGCUUCCCUUCGUUUUUUUUCUUCCAUCUCUUCUACUCUUGUGUCUGCUAAUUUUCUUUCCCAAGUUUCCGUAAAAAAAAUAUCACAUCUUUCUUCCAUCUGAUUGGAGAUUUGAACAAUGUGUUCGAUAAUCGCAACCGGGUAUCUCUCUAUUUUGUCCCUUCUUCUGUUUCUAAUCUGAAAUUAGUUGCUUUUUUCAAUUAGUUUAUUUAUAUUUUGAACUUGGUUUGUUUGUUUAUUUUUGUAUUUUUCUCUUGGAUUCUUUCAUUAAUGGCCGAUAUAUUUAACAGAACUCGAUAACCAUAAAACUUUAUCGUUUACGGUUGAUACUCGAGAUGGAUGCUACCUGUGCCUUUUGAGAGCAACAAUCAAGUGAAAUCAACGAAUAUCAUCAAGAUUCCAAAAUGGCUCCAGGUGGAGGUGUAUGCAAAGAUGUUAUUGAAUCUCACCCUAAAACUUUAAAGUAUGACGUGGCAACAACAAAAAUGGAUAAAAACAUUACAAGGGUAGCAACUGGAAAACAUGGAAUCCAAUCAACAAAUGGUGUUCAUGAGCUUCUUGAAUGCCCUGUUUGCACUACCUUAAUGUAUCCUCCAAUUCAUCAGUGUCCAAAUGGGCAUACUUUAUGCUCAAACUGCAAAGUUCGAGUGCACAAUUGUUGUCCAACAUGUCGAGUUGAAAUGGGAAACAUACGAUGUUUAGCAUUGGAAAAAGUAGCAGAAUCUUUAGAACUCCCAUGUAGACACCAAACUCUUGGAUGCCAUGACAUCUUCCCUUACUAUAGCAAGCUAAAACACGAACAAAAUUGCCGAUUUCGCCCCUACAAUUGCCCUUACGCUGGAUCCGAAUGCUCAAUCACGGGUGAUAUCCCGUAUCUUGUCACACAUCUUAAGGAUGAUCAUAAUGUGGACAUGCAUGAUGGAUGCACUUUCAACCAUCGAUAUGUCAAAUCCAAUCCACAUGAAGUUGAAAACGCAACAUGGAUGUUAACAGUGUUCAAUUGCUAUGGAAGACAAUUUUGUUUGCACUUUGAGGCAUUCCAGCUAGGAAUGGCUCCGGUGUAUAUAUCGUUUUUAAGGUUCAUGGGGGAGGAUAGUGAAGCGAAGAAGUUUAGUUACUCGUUAGAAGUUGGAGGGUAUGGACGUAAAUUCACAUGGCAAGGAGUUCCGAGGAGCAUACGCGAUAGUCAUAGGAAAGUGCGCGAUAGUCAAGAUGGAUUGGUGAUUCCGAGGAACUUGGCGUUGUUUUUCUCGGGUGGAGAGAGGCAAGAACUCAAACUAAGAGUUAGUGGAAGGAUUUGGAAAGAACAGUGAGAAGAAAACUGAAAAAGUGUGUGUAUAGUUUUGGUGGCUAGAUUGGUUUAUUAUGAGAAAACAAAAACCCUAAUGGGGAUUGGAUUGAGAAUCUUGUGAUCUUUUGUUUUAGUAUUAUGAAUAUGGAACUGUGAAAUGUUGGAAUGAUAUGGUUUAUGUAUGAACCAAAUGAUCAUGUAAUCUUAUAAUUUGUUGCGGGAUUUGAAUGCUUGUUUGAAAAAUGUUUUUUUUUUUUUGUUG